AUGGUGCUGGGAUGGCGUUAUCUAUCGUCAAAGUCACUUGGGAAUAGUUUCAUGCAGUCUGCUUUUCACUGGGGAAAACCUCAUCCCCAUCCACAACCUCAAGAUGAUCAAUCUGAUUCUCCUAUCGAAAAUUUUCCUGUAAACGGACGGACAGACACAUUAGCAAAUUCUAAUAAUCUACUCACGUUUAGUUCGCAAGCUGCUAAUGUAACUUGA
Adineta ricciae is the source of this 216-nucleotide messenger RNA. Lineage: Eukaryota; Metazoa; Rotifera; Eurotatoria; Adinetida; Adinetidae. The record is from the annotation of a GenBank genome assembly.